Messenger RNA from Aspergillus alliaceus, 1338 nucleotides. RefSeq lists its product as uncharacterized. Bases 1 to 1338 code for a protein of 445 amino acids. Gene Ontology annotation, biological process: transmembrane transport. Lineage: Eukaryota; Fungi; Ascomycota; Eurotiomycetes; Eurotiales; Aspergillaceae. The record is from RefSeq and is a predicted model, not a curated record. Gene Ontology annotation, molecular function: myo-inositol:proton symporter activity. Gene Ontology annotation, cellular component: membrane. The transcript has 5 exons.
AUGGUGACAGACAAGGAUACAGAAAAGUUCCAAUGUCCAACACCAAUAAUGGUCGACACCAAAGGGGCGAAGCUGUCAGAAAAUGCGCACAUAAAAGUGGCCGGCACCAAUCUGGCCACGGAAAGUGGCAUUGACGACCUUCCAGUUAGUAUGUUCGUAUGGCUCGUGGCAUUCACGCAUCCAUUGCUGGGAUGUUGUUCGGAUACGAUACCGGCAUCAUCAGUGCUGUUCUCUACGCUCACCAGCAACGAGAAGGAAUUGAUUACGUUGCUCUGCUCGAGAGAUAAGCAUGGACGCAAAGCAGCAAUAUAUUUCGGCUGUGUCCUAUUUAUCGUUGGAGCCGUACUUCAAGGAGCCGCAUACACGACUGUCCAAAUGGCUGUGGGUCGGGUUAUAGUUGGUUUCGGCGUGGGAUCAGCUGCGAUGGUGGUCCCGUUGUACAUUGCCAAGGUAGCCCCAGCAAAGGCCCGAGGACGUCUUAUCGGCUUGAAUAACAUGUCCAUCACCGGUGGUCAGGUUAUCUCUUAUGCUAUUGGGGCUGCCUUUGCUAAUGUCAACCACGGCUGGCGCUUUAUGGUAGGGCUAGGGGCAUUACCGGCAAGAAUUCUGGCAGCUCUCAUGCCAUUCUGCCCUGAAUCCCCACGCCACCUGGUAUAUAAUAAUCGAAAGGAAGAGACUGAAGCUGUUCUUCGAAGGAUCAAUGGGCACCCAUCCGAUAACCAGCUGGCCUCAAUUUUAGCCUCAAUUUCUGCCGCAUGCGAUGAAGCUCGGGAGAUCAAUGAAGGAGCGACACGCUGGACGAAGAUCAAGCAGCUCCACUCUGUACCCAGCAAUCUUCGUGCACUGAUCAGCGCAUGUGGCCUAAUGGUUUUGAUAACCCAACGGGCGGUUGGAAUCGUCGUCGCCGGAACGAACCUCAUUAUGAAUUGGGUCAACAUGAUGAUUGUUGACAAACUCGGUCGUCGGCGUUUACUCUUAUCCACCGUUUGGGGUAUGUCCGUUGGUCUGAUCGCAGUAGCGGUGGCAUUCCAAUUUAUCCCAGUGGACAUAGAUACACUGGAGUUGAAGGGAAAUGGUGUGUCUCCCCCAGCAAUUGUCGUACUGGUUUUUAUAAUCUGGUUUGCGGUCUUCUAUGGUGUGUCGGUUGGCAAUACAGCGUGGAUGAAUACGGAUUUCUUCCCAUUGGAGGUCCGCGCCAUGGGGACAAUGUGGCUCACCUGCUCUAACUGUGGAAGUAAUGUUAUCGUAUCGAGUACGUUCCUGUCCAUGAUGAAGGCAAUGAUUCCGUCCGAGGCAUUUAGGUUCUACGCUGCCAUCUGCGAGAUCGGAUACAUUUAG